UGCAGCUUGCGCAGGUUUCACUAUCAGCACGAGCAAUGCGACUAAGCCUGUCCGUAUCAGCGCGGCCUGAUAGCCGGUUCAAGAACCAGGGAUGGUCUUCUAUUCGCUGGCUGGGCGUUGGGGCUGAAGCGAGAGGGGAAGGUAGGGGAUCGAGGCUAGAUGAGGAGCAGCCGUUUAGAGAGCUGCUGACGGCGAUAUCCGGUGGCGUUAUAGAUUGCUGAUCGGGUUUUCCAGGUCGACCAGCGUCACGGGAAUGCAGGGAAGGGGAAGUGGCGUGAGAGGACAAGGGAGUAUCGCUGGGUGAGAUGUCAUAGGUGUCUGGGUAACAUUGCGCGCAGGAGGAGGGUAUCACUUGGGAACAGAGGACGGAUGUCGGGCCAUGCACUUCGCAGAAGUGCGUCAAGGAUAGCUAUAAAUCGUAAACACGAACAGCCGGUCAGUACGUCAGGGAGAAAUAACUUCAAGUCAAAGUCAGAAAAAAAAAAAAAAAAAAAAAAACGAAGUUGUCGCGGGUAAUAUGCGAGAGAUAAGCAGCGUAUGUGCCACAAGAACAAGAGACGAGUGAGUUGCAUGUACGCGAUGCUGUGUAUCGCUGUGGUGCUUCGGUGACUUGGCUUUUGCUCGGAAAGAAAAGAAGCCGAUGGAAUGUGUCCAGAUAUGACACAGCGUCGCAAAGGGACACAGAGCAUAGAAAGAACGUGACGGAUGAGUGGCGGUGACGCAGUAACAGCCUAGUCACGUAUCGCAUCACGGAUGGCCGUGUGGUCGCCACGUUCCGUCGUCAAGGAAGAUAGAUAGAUAGCUAUAUAGCUAUGGCGUUUGUCUGGGCAUCGAAACAUGUGGGCCUUCUUCGCGACCACGACCACCAUCGUCUCCCAGCCAAGUAAAGCAGAGCGAUCGGGGCAUGGAGGGGAGAGGAAGAAGAAGGGAGGGUAAUGGCAACAGAAGCCAACAGACCGCAGGAGAAGACAGUAAGAAUGGAAAAGGACUUACAAUGAAAUCCAUGGCGAAAGGGGCCGAAGUAAGGACUAAGAUGUGGUGGGAGAAUCACGACGCCAUACUGCGCAUUGAGACAUAGUUUCAAAGAAUAGAUAAUAGAUAGACAGAUGGGAUAUGGAGGCAGAUGAGGGGAUGAAAUGAUUAAAAAUAAGAUAAAAACAAAUGGAUUGAGGACGAGCAGUAGUCGUCUCUUCAGGAGGGUUGAGGUUGAGGGUGGGUGAGAUAGAGCUCAAAAUUGGAGGAAGUAAGCCGUUGCAGCAGGGCUGGAGCUGGACUGGACUGGAGCGCGGGAGACAAACCGAUGAUAUAAUAAUUGUAAUCCAGCACCCGCGAACCGGCUGCACAAGAGGGCGGUGGAGUCGCCGCCGGGGAUGCUGAGAAACAGUGUGGGCGGAUUGGUCGCAGGGAUGGAUGGAGUGGUGGAUGGAGUGGUGGAUGUCGUAGUGGACGUCGUAGUGGACGUCGCAGUGGAUGUGGUGGAUGUGGAUGUGGAUGUGGUGGAUUGUGACGGGGAAAAAAAAAGAGAGCUGCGAGAAAAGGACUCCAGACAGACAGACAGACAGACUCUCAUCAGACUCCAGACUCAGACUCCAUCCAGACUCAGACUCAGACUCAGACUCAGGCUCGACUCAGGAGCAGACGCCGGAGUGGAGCGAAAAGUGGGCGAGACAAGAACAAAGACAGAAAUAAGACUUCGUCUUGGGGCGAUGUGACAAAGUUUAAAUAAAAAAAGGUUAACUCUGUUAAUGAAAAAAUAAUAUACAACAUAAUAUAAUAAAUAACUAACUCUCUC
Messenger RNA from Blastomyces dermatitidis ER-3, 1792 nucleotides. RefSeq lists its product as uncharacterized. Bases 1371 to 1712 code for a protein of 113 amino acids. NCBI's taxonomy places the organism in Eukaryota, Fungi, Ascomycota, Eurotiomycetes, Onygenales, Ajellomycetaceae. The record is from RefSeq and is a predicted model, not a curated record. The transcript has a single exon.